CGCGACGCCGAGCGAUGUGAAGCGAGCGUGUGCUUGUCUCUUUAAGAAACACUCCUGUUGCACGAGAGCCUGGUGUUUUUCCACUCUCUCCGUUAUUACAUGCGCUCCCAUAUAAGACAGAAGUCGGGGGGAGAGGGCGUAAAGAUUAUUUCCCUUGCUUUGUAGCCUCACCACAAGAAGACAAAAGAACAAGAGACGGACUUGAGCAAUACAUUGCAUUGUCAGUAUGGCACAGAAGGAGAAGUUGCAGUGUCUCAAAGAUUUCCAUAAGGACACAUUGAAGCCGUCUCCUGGUAAGAGUCCCGGCACGCGUCCGGAAGACGAGGCGGAGGGUAAAGCACCGCAGCGGGAGAAAUGGGCCAGCAAGCUGGAUUUCGUGCUCUCUGUGGCCGGAGGUUUUGUCGGUUUAGGCAACGUUUGGCGUUUCCCGUACCUCUGCUACAAGAAUGGCGGAGGUGCAUUUCUCAUCCCCUACUUCAUAUUUCUGUUUGGCGGAGGGUUACCCGUCUUCUUUCUGGAGGUGGCGCUCGGCCAGUUCACCUCUGAGGGAGGAAUCACCUGCUGGGGGAAACUCUGCCCCAUUUUUACUGGAAUCGGCUACGCCUCAGUCGUGAUCGUGUCUCUGCUGAACAUCUACUACAUCGUGAUCCUGGCGUGGGGUCUGUACUACCUGCUGCAGUGUUUCCAGCACGAGCUGCCCUGGGCCCGCUGCCGGCACAGCUGGAACACGGAGAACUGCGUAGAGGACACCGUCCGCAAGAACAAAACCCUCUGGAUCUCCGCUAACGCAGGCAACUUCACCUCGCCGGUCACCGAAUUCUGGGAGCGGAACGUCCUCAGCAUCUCUUCAGGGAUCGACGAGGUCGGCGGUCUGAAGUGGGAGCUGGCGUUGUGCCUGCUGGCUGUCUGGAUCAUCUGCUUCUUCUGCAUCUGGAAAGGAGUCAAAUCCACCGGCAAGGUGGUUUAUUUCACAGCGACGUUUCCCUUCCUCAUGCUGAUUGUGCUGCUGGUUCGUGGUGUUACUCUGCCUGGUGCCGCCGAGGGCAUCAAGUUCUACCUUUACCCUGAUCUGACCCGCCUGAAGGACCCUGAGGUGUGGAUUGAUGCAGGCACUCAGAUCUUCUUCUCAUAUGCUAUUUGUCUUGGUGCAAUGACAUCACUGGGAAGCUACAAUAAGUACAAGUAUAACUGUUACAGGGACUGCAUGCUGCUCGGAUGCCUGAACAGCGGUACCAGUUUCGUGUCAGGCUUUGCCAUUUUCUCUGUCCUGGGGUUCAUGGCACAGGAGCAGGGCGUGGCCAUCGCCGAUGUGGCCGAGUCAGGUCCUGGUCUGGCCUUCAUCGCAUAUCCAAAGGCCGUUACAAUGAUGCCACUGCCGACGGUCUGGGCGAUACUUUUCUUCAUAAUGCUUCUGCUGCUGGGCCUAGACAGUCAGUUUGUAGAAGUGGAGGGUCAGAUCACCUCGCUGGUGGACCUGUACCCAUCCCUCCUAAGGAAGGGAUACCGGAGAGAAAUCUUCAUCGCUGUUAUCUGCGUCAUCAGUUACCUGCUGGGACUCACCAUGGUCACUAAAGGUGGCAUGUACGUCUUCCAGUUGUUUGACUACUAUGCCGCCAGCGGUGUGUGCCUUCUCUGGGUUGCAUUCUUUGAAUGUGUUGCAGUAGCCUGGGUUUACGGGGCUGAUAAUUUCUACGAUGCUAUAGAGGACAUGAUCGGCUACAGACCCAACAGCUGGAUGAAAUGGAGCUGGAUGCUGAUCACACCCGUCCUUUGUGUGGGUUGUUUUGUCUUUUCACUGGUGAAGUACAAGCCGCUCACCUAUAACAAGCUUUACAAGUAUCCUGAUUGGUCCGUUGGACUGGGUUGGGCUCUUGCACUGGCUUCUAUGAUUUGCAUCCCGAUGAUGGUCGUCAUCAAAAUCAUCCAAUCAGACGGCUCCCUGAUAGAGCGGAUCAAAGCGGUGGCGGCGCCCGUUAAAGGAGGCGCGAGCUCUCGCCCGAAGGAGUACAGCCUGAAGAACAGCGAGCUGCUUCACCCUCUGGACCCCAACGGCAUCCACACCUUCACCAAACACACCCACACCAUCGUAGAAACUACUAUGUGAGACUCUCUAAGAGAGAUUCCCAUAUUCUCCUGCUCCUGUCCUCUCCUAUGGGAGAUCCCGUUUUCCUGUGUUGUCCCUCUGCCUUCCCCUCUGUUCCUCUCUCUCUCUCGCUCUGCACUAGUGCAUUUUUAUGAAAUGAUCUUAUAUCGAUAUCUAUCUUUUUUGCCAUGUAGGAUUUGUAUUCUGAUUGUAAUCACUGGUAUUAGCAUUAAUGCUGAUAUUGUAAUAACCUGAUGUGAGCUUUAGCUGUGUGGGGCGGUUUGUUUAAUCUGUAGUGCACUGUUUCACAUUAAACCGUGUCCUAAUCAGGAGCGACACACGAUUUAACACUCAUCGCUUUACUAUUACUAUCACAUCAGAGAGAUUUUGCUGUCAAUUUCGGUGCUGUCACUCUGGGUAGCCCCGCCCACAGCGAAAUCCCAUUGGUCCAAAAUCACGCUCCCGAUAUUCUUAUUGCAUUUUACUAGUUUUAUCUUGUUGCGCCUGGUUAGGACACAAUCCAUCAGCAGAGAGAGCGAGUUUUAGUUCAUUUUUAGGAUAAACGUAAAACAGCAGCGAACUAAAUGUGACAUUUAGCUCCGUCCGUCAGUGGUUGUGGCAGUAACUCUUGUACGAUGAGGUUCUUAAAUGUUCUUUGUCUUGAAGAAAAAUGAAUGUACCUCCGCUUUGGGGCGGACGCUGUGCGCAGUCAUGCACACUCACACGUAAGACAUAACCUUAACGCUCUGUCCUUUCAGUCUCUCCUUGAACUCUAGUGAUCACUGCCAUCGCACACAUCGAGUUCAUUUAACACUGUAGGCAGCUGUGUUCACUGAUGUAAGUAUCAUUUGAUGCACUAUUAUAAGCGCCAUUCGCUGUAAGCUGAUCCGAGAGCUGAUGAUUAUCAGCACCACGCGGAGCCGUUCGGCAGCACUUUACAAGCUCUUCAUGUACAGCGCGCUCCGAAAGUCUGAGACUGUACAAGUCAAAAUGUUUCUGUGUAUAUUUUAUUUAACAUUU
Molecule: messenger RNA, 3103 nt
Organism: Megalobrama amblycephala (Wuchang bream)
Lineage: Eukaryota; Metazoa; Chordata; Actinopteri; Cypriniformes; Xenocyprididae
Gene: slc6a6a
Product: solute carrier family 6 member 6a
Exons: 14
Coding region: 227-2104 (625 amino acids)
Biological process (GO): sodium ion transmembrane transport; neurotransmitter transport; taurine transmembrane transport
Cellular component (GO): plasma membrane
Molecular function (GO): taurine:sodium symporter activity
Source: RefSeq, a predicted model, not a curated record